Molecule: messenger RNA, 5264 nt
Organism: Puntigrus tetrazona (Sumatra barb)
Lineage: Eukaryota; Metazoa; Chordata; Actinopteri; Cypriniformes; Cyprinidae
Gene: ptpra
Product: protein tyrosine phosphatase receptor type A
Exons: 23
Coding region: 380-2878 (832 amino acids)
Biological process (GO): protein dephosphorylation
Molecular function (GO): protein tyrosine phosphatase activity
Source: RefSeq, a predicted model, not a curated record
GCAGGGGCACAACAUGGCGGAUUAGGAGGCGAGCGACGCGCCCGGAUACAACGAACAAAUUGUGGGAUACCGAUUCCCCGUGUCGCUGAGAAGGCAGGACUGUAGGCUUUUCGGAAAGCUAACGCACACCUUCAAGGCUUCCCGAGACAUGCAUUUCGGAUACCAGUAAGCGCCUUCGUUGCUUUGCCCCACUCCAAAUUGGCUGUCUGUCCGAGAUCAUUCCUAUCACCCAGGCCCCCCACCCCGAACACACUCUCGGUUCCUGGGGUGUGGAGACAGGGGCCGGGGAAGUGGAAAACAAUCGCACUUUAUCGGGAACAUCAGGCUCCGUGGCGCGGGACGGGGCUGUCAAGGAGAUCAUUGUGCGAAUGAGUGAGUGAUGCAGGUUUCGUUUCUCCAGGGCAGUAUGGGUGUGUAUCCCCUGCUCCUGCUACUCCACGUGGCCUUUGUGGCCCUCAGCACGGCCCAGACACUCCCUGACCCAGGUGCAGUCCUGACCGCCAAACCUACAUACCAUCCUCCCACAUCACCCUCUAUAGUCACCCAAGCACCCCCAUCGUCCACUGCAUCUUCAGCACCGUCCCCUGAACUUGUUGUAACAACAGGACUCAAUAACUCUACGGGCGCGGUGACCCCCGAGGUUCCCACAGCCCCUCCGGUCGUCUCCCCUCCGACUGUGCCCUCCCCUACAGAGGCACCAGGCGCGCCCCCGACCCCAUCCGCUGCACCCCCGUCCCUCACCACCCUCAAAACCGGAGACGGCGAGACUACAGUUUUGGCUACGGCAGAGCUCCCUACGCCUGAUUCGACGCCCACCCGGUCCACUUCAGAGCCGGAGACGGAGAAUCCAACUUCCCCUACAGACGCCACCACAGCUGACAUCAGCAAGCCUCCAGGCGAUGGUGGGCAAGAUGACACAGCGAUCAUGGCGGUGGUGGUUGCCCUGUCCUCUCUGCUGGUGAUUGCCUUUAUCGUCAUCGUCCUGUACAUGCUCAGGUUUAAGAAGUACAAGCAGGCAGGGAGCCACUCCAAUUCCUUCCGCCUGACCAAUGGCAGAGCUGACGACACAGAACUUCAGAGUGUGCCGCUAUUGGCCCGCUCUCCUAGUACCAACAGGAAGUACCCGCCCCUUCCUGUCGACAAGCUGGAGGAGGAAAUGAACCGCCGAAUGGCAGAUGACAAUAAACUCUUCCGGGAAGAAUUCAACGCACUGCCUGUAUGCCCCAUUCAGGCCUCAUGUGAUGCUGCCUCGAAGGAGGAGAAUAAGGAGAAGAACAGAUAUGUCAACAUCCUGCCCUAUGAUCAUUCUAGGGUGCAUUUGACUCCUUUGGAGGGAGUUCCUGACUCAGACUACAUCAACGCUUCCUACAUUAAUGGAUACCAGGAGAAAAACAAAUUUAUUGCUGCACAAGGACCAAAAGAGGAAACGGUCAAUGACUUCUGGAGGAUGAUCUGGGAGCAAAACACUGCCACCAUCGUCAUGGUAACCAAUCUGAAAGAGAGAAAAGAGUGUAAAUGUGCUCAGUACUGGCCCGACCAGGGAUGCUGGACCUACGGAAAUAUCCGCGUGUCAGUGGAGGACAUGAUGGUUCUGGUUGACUAUACCAUCCGCAAGUUCUGCAUUCAGCAGGUUGGCGAUGUGUCUGGUAAGAAGCCUCAGAGGCUGGUCACACAGUUUCACUUCACCAGCUGGCCUGAUUUCGGGGUUCCUUUCACUCCCAUUGGUAUGCUGAAGUUCCUUAAGAAGGUCAAGACCUGCAACCCACAGUAUGCUGGACCCAUAGUGGUUCACUGCAGUGCGGGUGUUGGCAGGACAGGGACCUUCAUCGUGAUAGAUGCUAUGCUGGACAUGAUGGGGGCAGAGAGAAAGGUUGACGUCUUUGGAUUUGUCACACGCAUCAGAGCCCAGCGCUGUCAGAUGGUCCAGACUGAUAUGCAGUAUGUGUUUAUAUUCCAAGCUUUGCUAGAGCACUACCUGUACGGGGACACGGAGUUAGAAGUGACGUCUCUGGAGUCUCACCUGAAUAAGCUGUACGCUCCUUUACCUGGAGCCGGCUGUGGAGGCCUGGAGGCAGAGUUUAAGAAACUUACCUCCAUUAAAAUCCAGAAUGACAAGAUGAGAACAGGGAACCUGCCUGCCAACAUGAAGAAAAAUCGUGUUUUGCAAAUCAUUCCAUAUGAGUUUAACAGAGUGAUCAUCCCUGUAAAACGAGGGGAGGAGAACACGGACUACAUCAACGCCUCUUUUAUAGAUGGUUAUAGGCAAAAGGACUCGUACAUGGCAUGUCAGGGCCCGCUGCAGCACACCAUUGAGGACUUCUGGAGAAUGAUCUGGGAAUGGAGAAGCUGCUCUAUCGUUAUGCUGACCGAGCUGGAGGAGAGAGGACAGGAGAAGUGUGCUCAGUAUUGGCCUAGUGACGGUGUGAUGGUUUGUGGAGACAUGUCCAUUGAGUUGAAGAGGGAGGAGGAAAGUGAAAGCUACACUGUUAGGGACCUUCUCGUCACCAAUAACAGAGAAAAUAAGUCUCGCGCUGUGAGGCUGUUUCAUUUCCACGGCUGGCCAGAGGUGGGCAUCCCGUCUGAUGGGAAGGGUAUGAUCAACAUCAUCGCUGCAGUUCAGAAACAGCAGCAGCAGUCUGGAAACCACCCAAUCACUGUGCACUGCAGUGCCGGAGCAGGGCGCACAGGGACAUUCUGUGCUCUGAGCACGGUCCUGGAGAGGGUGAAGGCCGAGGGCAUUCUGGACGUUUUUCAGACGGUGAAGAGUCUAAGACUACAGAGACCGCACAUGGUGCAGACACUGGAGCAGUACGAGUUCUGCUACAAAGUGGUCCAGGAAUACAUCGAUGCCUUCUCUGACUACGCCAACUUCAAAUAAAGCCACAGCCACCUGCGGAAGAUCGGACAGACUUUCCCAGUCAUGCACUCACGUCCACACUUUCACAAAAAACCAAAAAACACCGCUAAACGAGACGGACUGCCAGCGCAAAGCAAAAGGGAAUGAAAAUCCUUUGGCCGGCAAGCACGUGAAUACGUUGGUGCUGGAGACGGAAAGAAAACAAACAAAGAAAACACCAUUAGAGAUGCCUUCUUGAAUAUUUUGUAAUAUUGCUCUUGUUAAUAAGGCCCUUACCCAUUUCUCUCAGUGUAAAUAUGCUCUUGUAUUUUUUUGUUUUGUUUUGUUUCAUUUGUUUGGUUUUAGAAGCCAUUCUGUUGCGGUUUUUAGAGUGACCUUAAUAUAGUUUACUGGUAUAUAAAUGCAUAUAUGAAUGGCGCUGUAGAGACAGAGCGGUAGCAAGAUGAGGGUGCUUUUCACUGGGUGUUUUAACAAGAACUUCCUUCUUUCUCUGCAGUUGAGUGACUGAAACGUAUUUGAAUGGCAGCUCGAUCCCACUAUGCUGUUUCCCGUAGCUACAUAACGCACAACACGGCAAAGUCAACCCGCCGCGGUGCAUCAGCGACUGAAAACGCUUCACUGUGCUUUUUCGAUUGUGUUUACUGGAGUGACAGAUAUAUUUUGGGGAUUUUUGAGACAAACCAGGAAACCCUGAGUGUGUCGAGACCCGAGAAAUUCCACUUCGUUUUUCUUUCGUGUUUUUUUUUUUUUUUUUAUCCCCUUUCGAAUCUCGCAAGGGUUUGCUUCAAGUGUCAUUCCACGCCUAAAAAACCUUUUCUUCUCAAGAUCUCUCUGAAAGCACCUUGCGUACUUGUGAUUUAUAAUCAAGGAAGUGAUGCAUUUACUUGCCCCCGGAUGUCUGAUAAUUGGCCUUAACAGCUGUGCUUGACGCUGCGGUGUCAUAACGUGCUUUCCUUCGUUCAACAAUAAAAUGAUCUAGAAAGAUCUAAUAGAAAUGAUUCUGUUCCUGCCCGUGUAAAGGACUUCAUCCGUUGCGCUGAAGUCGACGAGCCCUUUUCAGCUCCACUGAGCCAGUUAGAUUGACACGUGAUGCUUCGGCCCACAGCGGUGAACACUUUUAACUUCUCCGAGCAUAAAGACCAGGUAGACGGUAAAAAUGAGGGCCUGUAUUGUCAAGUUAUUUUCCGUCAAACGUUUUAUGUAGUUUAAGCCCUCGUUCCGCACCGCCUUGCGUCAGGAAAAUGUUUUACGAAACGUGCGUAAACCCAAUAGGCGUCGUUUUAAAAUCACUCACCCAUCUGUCGUUCCAUGUUAACGGGGUUCUCGACGGAAACCGUUAUUAUUUCAAGAUCCAUGAUGUUCUGAAUGAUGGAUUCCUAUCGCAGCUUCAUCUCGAGGUGUUCCACGAAACGCUGACGGAUUUGCUCGAGUGUUGUGCGAGUCGACUGUUGUGAUUUACUUAAAGUCACACUAACCCUUUCCACGUGAGACACUGUGCCAAUAGCAGCCUCUCAGGGGCAGGAUCCUUCUUCAGAGGUGGGAAAGUGCCUCAUCACGUUCCUGUAGCUUCAAGCGUAUUUCCCGCCUGCUCUUUUGUAGCCCGUGUUCCCCCCAAUCCGUUGGGACAUUGUGGCCUGUACGGCGUAUGAUAAUCUGUAAUGGAACCCAAACGGUCGCUUUUCUGUGUCUUUGGUGUAUUUUAUGAACUUUUUUUUUUUUCCUUCUUGGCUUACGUACCGUUUAAAGCCAUCCUGGAGGGAGCACCAGACUUCAGGACAAGUCCCUCAAAACCCAAGCUCUUAAUGUAAGCGGAGCAAUCUAGUUCUUCUGGUCAAGAAGGGAAGCCACGUGUCUGGAGGCUUAUUCAAUCUUCUGCUGAAUGUGACACUGAGACGGCCUGCUUGGAGAAGUGAAAGGACAAAGACCGCUCUCCAGACAACCCCUGAAAAUCGAUUUUAUCUGAAACAUCCCUUCAAUUGGAUUGUUUCUAAAAUUCCAGAAAUCUUAAAAAUGCUACCCUUUCUGAUUUUUCUUUUCUGUUUAUGCACCCUUCUUGUACAUAAUGUAAGGUUAUUUAUAUUUCAUUCCUAUCUGUUGCCUUGCUUUUAUUUUAUUCUUAUCUUUCACUCGUUUUUUUUUUUUUUUUUUAAGAUACUUGUAUAUUAAACUGUACUGGGACCAUUUUGAAAUGUAUUAGUUUUUUUUUUUUUCCUGUUUUUAAUUCGGUAUUGUCUUAAAAUCUUAUUUUUUAAUUUACCUGUUUUUUUCUAGUGUUUUGUUAUUCAAAUUUGAAUAUAUAUGUAUAUAUAAUUAUAUAUAUGAUGCAAAUUAUAUAUAAUUAUAUAAUGCUGAACGGCCUUUCUAAACAAGAUACUGUUCAAACCUAAUAAAAGUGCUUGAGAUUUUA